Trichoderma harzianum CBS 226.95 is the source of this 2466-nucleotide messenger RNA. RefSeq lists its product as hypothetical. Lineage: Eukaryota; Fungi; Ascomycota; Sordariomycetes; Hypocreales; Hypocreaceae. Gene Ontology annotation, biological process: transmembrane transport. Bases 1 to 2466 code for a protein of 821 amino acids. The record is from RefSeq and is a predicted model, not a curated record. The transcript is spliced from 2 exons. Gene Ontology annotation, molecular function: oligopeptide transmembrane transporter activity.
AUGCCCGAGGCUCUUCUGUCAACCGUUGUGCUCGACGACGACAUCUCCGAGGACGGGCCGCUGCUCGACGGAGCCUCUUCCUCAACCGAGAUCCCCGACCUAGACGCCGACGAGAACUCGCCCAACGAAGCCGUGCGAGCCUCCGUGUCACCAAUUGACGAUACGACUCUAUCUAUAAACACGCCGCGCAUGUGGUGCUUGUCCAUACUCUUCUCCAUCCUUGGCUCCUCCACCAAUUUGUUUUUUUCUUUGAGAUACCCCAGCGUUGCCAUUACUCCCGUCAUUGCGCUGUUACUCGUCCACCCUCUAGGCCAUUUAUGGGAUUAUUUGUUGAAGCGGUCGUACGACCCCGAGGAGGAAUUCACAGACGGUGUACGGACCGCCAUCUCAUCGCAUAGCCAUGACGGCCAUGGUCAGAAGAAGCGACUCGACUCUCUACGUCUAUGGCUAGCCCAGGGCAGGUGGAACGAAAAGGAGCACACAUGUGUUUAUGUGAGCAGCAAUGUUGCUUUUGGCUUUGCCUUCGCCACGGACGUCAUUGUCGAGCAGACACAAUUCUACAACCAAGAGGCGCCCAUUGCCUACCAGCUGCUCUUGACGAUAUCGACGCAGAUUCUUGGUUAUGGCUUCGCGGGAAUGGCUCGCCGCUUCCUGGUUCGCCCCAGCGGCAUGGUGUGGCCCGGCACUCUCAUGUCCGCCGCCAUGUUUUCCACUCUCCAUAAGCAAGAGAACAAGCCGGCCAAUGGCUGGACUAUCAGCCGCUGGAAGUUCUUCUACAUCAUCUGGGUUUGCGCCUCCAUCUUUUACUUCCUACCGGGUCUCCUGAUGCCCGCUCUCAGUUACUUCAACGUCAUUACCUGGUUUGCGCCCAAGAGUGUCGUUCUCGCAAACUUGUUCGGUGUAUCCUCUGGUCUUGGUCUCUUUCCCAUGACCUUUGACUGGGCCCAAAUCACAUACGUUGGCUCACCUCUCUUGGUACCUUUUUGGGCUGCCAUGAAUGUCGUUGGCGGUCUAGCCAUCGUCAUGUGGAUCAUAGCACCACUGUUCUAUUACAGCAAUGUGCUCUACUCCUCUUAUAUGCCCAUCCUUUCUACGGCCGUCUUCGACAACACGGGAAAAGUCUACGACGUCAGCAAAAUCCUCACUCCGGACUUUCUCUUCGAUCGGGAAGCAUACUCAAACUAUAGCCGCGUGUUCCUGCCAGUCACGUAUAUGCUCAGCUACGGCGUUCAGUUCGCCGGCCUCGCUGCUCUCUUGACGCAUACCCUAUGCUGGCACGGCCAAGACAUCUGGCACACAUGGAAGAAAUCGCUAGUAGAGGCGAGAGGACAAGGCAAGGAAGGCUAUCAACAAGUCUCUGACUCCCCCGAUCCUUCAUCAGCAACCGCCGCACAGCCAGAAGGGACUCCCCGUGUGUCAAUGUCGGGAUCCCAUAUCGAAGGCCUCAUGAGCCACGAGGAUAUUCACAGUCGCCUUAUGAAGCGCUAUAAAGAUGCCCCCAUUAGCUGGUACUUUGCCACCUUUGUCUCCAUGGCAGCCAUUGGCAUCUUUGUCGUUGAAUACUAUCCCGUUCACCUCCCCUGGUACGGCCUUCUCCUUGCCCUGGCGAUUGGCGCCAUCUUCUUCAUUCCCAACGGCAUCAUCAUGGCCAUCACCAACCAGCAUAGUAGCAUCUACCUCAUCUGCCAGCUCAUCUGCGGCGUCGCCUUCCCCGGCCGCCCCAUCGCCAACAUGGUCUUCGUCACCUACGGCUACAUCUCCUCCGCCCAGGGCAUCAAGUUCGCCUCCGACCUCAAGCUCGGCCACUACAUGAAGAUCCCGCCGCGCAUCAUGUUCUCCGUCCAGAUCGUCGCCACGCUCGUCUCCUCCGUCACCCAGAUCGGCGUCCUCAACUGGAUGUUUGCCAACGUCAGGGGCAUCUGCACCCCCGAGGCCGUCAACGGCUUCACCUGCCCCAUCGCCCGCGUCCACUUCAACGGCUCCAUCCUCUGGGGCGUCGUCGGGCCUGGCGAGUUCUUCGGCGCCCGCGCGAUAUACCGCUCCCUCGUAUGGUGCUUCCCGCUCGGCGCAAUCCUGCCCAUCCCCCUCUGGCUCUACUCCCGCCACAAGAAGCACAGCCUCUUCCGAAAGGUCAACCUCCCCGUCAUCUUCGGCGCCAUGGGCUGGAUCCCGCCCGCCACGGGUCUCAACUUCUCCGUCUGGGCCCUCGUCUGCUUCUUCUUCAACUACCUCAUCAAGCGCCGCGCGAACGCCUGGUGGGGAAAAUAUACAAUGACCCUCAGCGCCGCCCUCGACUCGGGCCUCGCGUUCGGCAUCGUCAUUGUCUUCUUCGUCUUCAUAUACCCGGGCUGGAUGAAGGGCUUCAGCUGGUGGGGCACCGAAGUGUACAAGCAGGGCUGUGACUGGCAGGCUUGCUCGUUUAGAACCGUUGAGGACGGAGAGCACUUUGGACCUGAGUCCUGGUGA